AUGGAGCGGAGACGCAUCGCCUCUGUUGCUCGCCGCUCCUACACCUCCUCCGCCGAGAUGGUGCUGGGGGGCUCAGCGCCCGGGCGCCGCCUGGGGCCCGGCGCCCGCCUCUCCCUGGCCCGAACGUCUGUUCCACUCCCAGCCCGAGUGGACUUCUCGCUGGCCGGCGCGCUCAACGCCGGCUUCAAGGAGACCCGGGCCAGCGAGCGAGCCGAGAUGAUGGAGCUCAAUGACCGCUUUGCCAGCUACAUUGAGAAGGUUCGCUUCCUGGAGCAGCAAAACAAGGCGCUGGCUGCCGAGCUCAACCAGCUGCGGGCCAAGGAGCCCACCAAGCUGGCCGACGUCUACCAGGCCGAGCUGCGGGAGCUGCGGCUGCGGCUCGAUCAGCUCACGGCCAGCAGCGCCCGGCUGGAGGUGGAGAGGGACAAUCUGGCGCAGGACCUGGGCACCCUGAGGCAGAAGCUCCAGGAUGAGACUGAGCUGAGGUUGGAGGCUGAGAACAACCUGACCACCUACAGACAGGAGGCGGAUGAAGCCACCCUGGCCCGCCUGGAUCUGGAGAGGAAGAUUGAAUCCCUGGAGGAGGAGAUCCGGUUCCUGAGGAAGGUCCACGAGGAGGAGGUGCGGGAACUCCAGGAGCAGCUGGCCCAACAGCAGGUGCACGUGGAGCUGGAUGUGGCCAAGCCCGACCUCACAGCAGCCCUGAGAGAGAUCCGCACGCAGUAUGAGGCAGUGGCAUCCAGCAACAUGCAUGAGGCCGAGGAGUGGUACCGCUCCAAGUUUGCAGACCUGACGGAUGCUGCUGCCCGCAACGCGGAGCUGCUCCGCCAGACCAAGCACGAGGCCAACGACUACCGGCGCCAGCUGCAGGCCCUGACCUGCGACCUGGAGUCCCUGCGUGGCACGAACGAGUCCCUGGAGAGGCAGAUGCGCGAGCAGGAGGAGCGCCACGCGCGGGAGGCGGCGGGCUACCAGGAGGCGCUGGCCCGGCUGGAGGAGGAGGGGCGGAGCCUCAAGGACGAGAUGGCCCGCCACCUGCAAGAGUACCAGGACCUGCUCAACGUGAAGCUGGCCCUGGACAUCGAGAUCGCCACCUACAGGAAACUGCUGGAGGGCGAAGAGAACCGCAUCACCAUCCCCGUGCAGACCUUCUCCAACCUGCAGAUCCGAGGGGGCAAAAGCAGCAAAGAAGGGGAAAGUCACAAGGUCACCAGACAUCUCAAAAGCCUCACAAUACAAGUUGUCCCAAUACAGGCUCACCAGCAGAUUGUAAACGGAGCCCCGCCGGCGCUCGAGACCAGCCUGGACACCAAGUCCGUGUCAGAAGGCCACCUCAAAAGGAACAUUGUGGUGAAGACCGUGGAGAUGCGGGACGGCGAGGUCAUUAAGGAGUCCAAGCAGGAGCACAAAGAUGUGAUGUGAGGCGUGGCCCACUGGUGGCCCUGCCCCACAGCAGGUGCAAGAGAGCUGCCCCUCCUCGCUUAGCUCAGUCCCCCGGACCUGCAAGCCCACCCGGCCCGGCUGCCCGCGCUCCCUGCUCUGUCCCUACAGCAGCCUGCUGCCCUAGGCUCCAUCUGCAGUAGCUCAGCCAGACGGCACCCACCCUGCACCCAGCGAUUCCAACUAACAGGGCCCUCCCUCCUAAGGGGCAGUCUGGAGGGGUAUGGCCAGCAGCCCGGGUUAGAAUAAGGAGGAAGGAGAGGAGUCGGGGAGGGCAGAGGACCUAACAGAACACAUCCUGGAUCCCUGUUGUUAUGACAACUGUUGCCGGAGCCGGAGGCCCUCCGAGCCGUUGGGUUCCCUUAGGUUGCUGGAGGGAAAGAGACCCGAGACGGGGAAGCCUCCACAGGCAAGGUGGCCCUGGCCAGAGGCUCCUUGUUCUACAUUGACGCUCAUCAGUCUGAGAGUGGGCAGAGCUGUCCCCCACCUGGGGUAGUCCCCGGGCCAUAGUGCCGGCCUCCCGGAUCCCAGAUGGGCCUUCCUGUGUGAUGGCUCACAAGUCUCAGCCCCCCUGGGCUGCCCUCCAGGGAGCCGGGCUGUGGGCAGGUGGGAGCUUGGUGCGCAGCACUUGGGGGAUCUACAGUGAAGUGGAGAGGGAAGGGGUGCUAGAAGGGAGUAGAGGGGCUGCGUGGCCCCUAGGCGUGAGUGCAGAGAGGUCAAACCCAUGAGGACACCCCCCCCACAGGCUGGAGGGGGGUGCUAGGAGAGAGGGUAGAGGCGGUGGUCGGGGCAAUGCUAGACAUCAGAGCAGGGUGGGUGUGGCUGACCAGCUACACUGGGCAUCUGUGUUGUGGAAUUCAAGGAAGUGACAACUUCUGGAAGACGGAGGAGGAGAGAGGGGGGCUGUUGUCCGCAGGGGCAGGGCACAACGCUGUCCCGGUCCUGAGACGCCUUCCUUGCUACAUAACCCCUGUCCAGCCUGGCCUCUGAAGCCACCUCCACCCCGCACCCGCUUCUCCCUACGCCGAGGACCCCUGCAGUCCCUCUCACACACAAAGUGUAGCUGGCAGCUCCCUGUUUUGUAACUGGGGACACUGAGGCACAGCACGGUGAAGACAUCCGGUUGUGUUCCUACAGCCUGGACGCCCGCCCCAGAGCACCUGCUCUGCUUUCCUGGGGCAGACCGGCGGGCAUGGGGUGAGCAUCUGUGCCCACAGUCAGGUGGGGGGCUAAGGUCCCACCCCAGGGUCCUCCUCUCCCUUCUAAGGCCAGAAGGAGGCAGAGGUGGGGCCCCUCCCCCUUCCCAAGACUUGGUGUCCCCUCCCCCACUUCCUGCCACUGCCACUGCUGCUGUAGCCUUUAGUCACUGAGGGAAAAAUAAAGAUAAGUUCUGCGGCCUUGCCCAGAGUGGAC
Messenger RNA from Lepus europaeus (European hare), 2853 nucleotides. It is a transcript of the gene GFAP, whose product is annotated as glial fibrillary acidic protein. The transcript has 10 exons. The coding region runs from base 1 to 1422 and encodes 473 amino acids. The record is from RefSeq and is a predicted model, not a curated record. Gene Ontology annotation, biological process: regulation of chaperone-mediated autophagy; intermediate filament organization. Gene Ontology annotation, molecular function: structural constituent of cytoskeleton. Gene Ontology annotation, cellular component: cytoplasm; cell projection; intermediate filament. NCBI's taxonomy places the organism in Eukaryota, Metazoa, Chordata, Mammalia, Lagomorpha, Leporidae.